Orbilia oligospora ATCC 24927 is the source of this 1437-nucleotide messenger RNA. RefSeq lists its product as uncharacterized. The coding region runs from base 1 to 1437 and encodes 478 amino acids. The transcript has 4 exons. The record is from RefSeq and is a predicted model, not a curated record. Gene Ontology annotation, cellular component: COP9 signalosome. Lineage: Eukaryota; Fungi; Ascomycota; Orbiliomycetes; Orbiliales; Orbiliaceae.
AUGACGGAUAUCUUCUCGAUGGUUGACGAGCAAGGCGGGGCAUCCAGCGCGCCCGCAUACGAAGAGUAUGAGCAGGCUCCCACACAGCCACCGACGAACACGGCUGUUAUUCUCGUGACCGACUUACCGAGAUUCGAUUUGGAGCAGUACAUCGGAAACUACUCUGGCCGUAUGAAAGUCACCCGUCUCCUUUUCAUCGGAAACCAUUGCCCCCCCCUCGCCGUCGAAGCCCUAAAAACAGCUAUUUCCAUCGUGAAGGCCGAUCGUGACGUUCGCCUCUAUCGUCAAGCCGUCCAGAGUCUACAAGUUUAUGCAGCAAAUGACCCAGAUGCCAAACUAGAUGAAGAAUGGAUCGAAAAGACUACUCGGGAGGUCAAACAAAAGACUGAUCGUCUGGAGGCUGAGCUGAAAAGUUAUAAAAACAACAUGAUCAAGGAGUCUAUACGCAUUGGUCAUAAGGAUCUAGGAGACCAUUUCUACACCACCGGUGACCUCGCUUCCGCCUACAGAGCCUUCUCUAGGAUGCGUGAUUACUGUACGUCUAACAAACAGAUGUUGGAUAUGACGCUAUCCUGUAUCCUUAUUUGCAUCGACCAAGUCCAAUACACCUCCGUUCAAACCAACGUUGCAAAGAUCCGUAACCACAUCCGCUCGGACGACGACCUCAAGGUCCAUCAGCCUAAAGUCAGUAUCGCCGCCGGUGUGGCCUUCCUCGCCAGCGGGAACUACCUAGACGCUGCAAGAUCCUUCAUCAGCACUAGCCCUGCUGUUGGUAAUGACUACAACACCGUCGCUACCAUGAACGAUAUAGCUAUCUAUGGUGGUUUAACAGCCUUGGCCUCCAUGGACAGAAACAUGCUCAAAACAGAAGUUUUGGAAUCUACAACUUUCCGCACCUUCUUGGAGCUGGAGCCACACAUUCGCCGUGCUCUGACGGCUUUCCAUUCCUCGAGAUAUGGCGAAUGUCUAUCUAUCCUUGAAGCCUACAGAAAUGACUACCUCCUCGACCCCUUCCUUCAAAAACACAUUGAUAAGAUCUAUGAAGCUGUGAGGACGAAGAGUAUCGUUCAAUACUUUAUUCCCUUCUCCUGUGUUACACUAGAUGCUAUGAGCACCGCAUUCGGCGUUCCUAGUGAACAAAUGGAAAAAGAACUCGUCCGACUCAUCGAAAGCGGCAAAUUACACGCUAGAAUUGACACCCAGAACCGACUAGUAACCAGCAAAGAAACCCAGCUAAGGGUGGAAGUGCACAGAGGGACGUUAGCAAUGGCAGAAGAGUACGAGCGGGCCGCAAGACUAAGAAUGCUGCAAAUAAACGUCGUUCGAAGUGGUUUAGAAAUCAAACCUCCAAAGGGACAACUCAGCGGACAAGGACCCAUGGGGCCUGGUUUGGGUGGUAGGGAAUUGAGAAGUAUGAUGUUUGGAAAUGGAGCUUAG